ACAACACCUGCUUGACUCCAUCUAAAUUGACGACCCGCCCUGGCUCUGGGAAAUAUAGGCAGCAUCCCUGCGGUCCCAGCGUUCACUCUCUCUCUCUCUGCGCUGCCUGCCUGAAUACAGUCUACAGCCGAGUGCAACGAGUUACCACAGACAGACAGAGAGCAGACUGGCUGGUUGGACCGGUGCGUUUCCGAUACAACACUGCAUCGUUGUUUCAGAGCGAAGAGAAGGCAGCUUAUAACACAGGUACCUACUGGUCUUCGCAGAUAGAGAGGCAGAAAUGUUGGUCAAAUUUGCAAUAGCGCUUCUGGUUUUGUCAGUUCUGGAGCAAGUGGUGGGAUUGGAUAAUAUCGAUGUUCAUGACAACCCGCCAGAGAAACCGGCGAGCCAGAAAGGACGUAUGUCUCUGCAGAACACAGCUGAGAUCCAGCACUGUCUGGUGAGUGCAGGAGACGUGGGCUGUGGUGUGUUUGAGUGUUUUGAGAACAACUCCUGUGAGAUCAGAGGCCUGCAGGAGAUCUGUCUGACCUUCCUACACAACGCCGGAAAGUUCGACUCCCAGGGUAAGUCGUUCAUCAAGGAUGCUCUGAAGUGCAUGGCCCACGGCUUGAGACACAAGUUCAGCUGCAUCAGCAGGAAGUGCCUGGCCAUUAAAGAGAUGGUGUUCCAGCUGCAGAGAGAGUGUUACCUCAGACACAACCUGUGUUCUGCAGCCAAGGAGAACAUUGCGGUCAUGGUGGAGAUGAUCCACUUCCAGGACCUCUUCCCUAAAGGGCCGUAUGUGGAGCUGGUUAACAUCCUACUGAGCUGUGGGGAGGAGGUGAAGGAGGCCUUAACCAGGAGCGUCCGGCUGCAGUGUGAGCAGAACUGGGGGGCUCUCUGUGACAGCCUGAGUGUCUGCUCUUCCCUCACCCCCCCUCCUGGUCAGGCCCCCUCCUCCCACGAUCACCGCCGCCACGGGUCCCCCCACUCUGAGCCAGACCACCCCGACCCCCCCCGACAGGGGGACAAGGACAAGUCCAGUAAAGGAGGCUUCAACGCCCACCCCCGCAGCCGCAGCCAGGGUCCCCGCCGACAGAGCCCCGAGGCUGGGGUGGUGGCGGAGCAGGAAGACCCUGAGGCCACAGACAUCCGGAGGUGAAAGAGACAUUGGACCCUAACUAUCCUGAUUCUCCCCCGACCGUGUCACCAUCGCAG
Molecule: messenger RNA, 1197 nt
Organism: Oncorhynchus nerka (sockeye salmon)
Lineage: Eukaryota; Metazoa; Chordata; Actinopteri; Salmoniformes; Salmonidae
Product: stanniocalcin-2-like
Exons: 4
Coding region: 281-1141 (286 amino acids)
Biological process (GO): intracellular calcium ion homeostasis
Cellular component (GO): extracellular region
Molecular function (GO): hormone activity
Source: RefSeq, a predicted model, not a curated record